Molecule: messenger RNA, 1010 nt
Organism: Lycium ferocissimum
Lineage: Eukaryota; Viridiplantae; Streptophyta; Magnoliopsida; Solanales; Solanaceae
Product: ATP synthase delta chain, chloroplastic
Exons: 1
Coding region: 97-834 (245 amino acids)
Biological process (GO): proton motive force-driven ATP synthesis; photosynthetic electron transport in photosystem II; photosynthetic electron transport in photosystem I
Cellular component (GO): chloroplast thylakoid membrane
Molecular function (GO): proton-transporting ATP synthase activity, rotational mechanism
Source: RefSeq, a predicted model, not a curated record
UUCCUUCAAACAACAGAGACCAUUUUUAUCAUUUUUCUCAAUUUAUAUGAGUAUCUCUUCUUCGCCUUUCUUCCUUCCUUACCAAAAUUAAUUCUAAUGGAUACACUUUCUACCUCAGUUUCUUCACUUAAAGUUCCAACCAUCCGUAGAAACUCUGCUGAUUUCUACAAUUUCAAGAAUCCAUACACACCACCACCUUCCUCAUCAUCCCACUUUAAUUUCCGAAAACCAACUUCAUUAAUCUCAAACAAAACCAACUCUUUUACACACAAAAAAACUUGCAAUUUCCCUACUACUAAUUUCCCAUCUCUAUCUAAAAAUCCACUUCACAAACAACCUUCUUUAAGGCAUCAUCAAACAGCUCAUACUAGAGCUUCAAGUGGUUAUGCUACAGCACUUAUAGAUAUAGCUAAGUGUAACAACUCACUUGAAAAUCUUGAAAAAGAUGUAAGGAGGUUAUCAAAAUGGUUAAGAAAUGAACAACUAAGUGCUAUUAUGACAGACCCUUUUGUGGAAAAUAAAGAAAAAGGGUAUGUUCUUAAAGAGAUACUGUCUAAAGGGAAAUUUAAUAAAUAUUUGGUUAGUGUGGUGAAACUUUUGGUGGAGAAAAAGAAAGUGGGGAUUGUGGAUGAAGUGUUGAUGGAAUUUGAGAGGAUUUAUGAUCAACUUUGUGGGACACAAGUUGUGUUGGUUUCAUCUAAGGUGAAAAUGGAAAAAUGUGAAAUCUUUGAAAUAGCUAACAAGGUACAAGAGUUUAGUGGGGCUGAAAAAGUUAAGGUUAAGGUAAGAAAUUUGGUUGAUGAUAAGAAGAGGUCAAAAUCCUUUGUUAUGUGAUUAAUGUGAAUUCAAGAUUUAGAGUCAGGUCAAUUCUGCUCUUUAUAUAUGUGUUAAUUUUUUUGUUUUUUUACAUGUAUGUGUGACGAAUAUGUUGUGUAUAAUCUUUAUCUACUAUUGACUCUGCUAAAGUGUGUUAUAUUUGAAUUGAUGAAAAAGUAGAUGUAUUGAAUUUA